CAAAGGAUGGCAAAGGCCUUUCCAUCAGUCCAAAAAUUGAGAUUGGGCAAGCCUUCUCCUGAGCUAACUUCGCUUUAUGGUGAAGACAGUUUCUCCAGACUCUCCGAGCUAAGUCUUUUGCAAUCGUUUGAUCCGAAAGAGGCGAUUUUCCUCUCAUCUUUUAUCCGCCAAUUGUCCCUACAUGAUGGAACUGAGCUCUCUGAUCUCCUUUGUAUGCUAAUAGCACCUUCCGUAGAACGGCUCAUUAUUAAAAGGUAUUGGAGGGGACUGAAUUCGAAUCCGUCCAGGAAUAUCCCCAAGCUGCAUCCUAGAAACUGGCCAUCGCUCACCACCUUGAUUACUCCCAUUUCUAUCAUAUCUGGUAAAGAGAGCCGAUUCAUCUUUCUCAGGGAUAUGGAACUUUGGGCGUAUUAUGACCCGAUAUAUUGCAAUGACUACGAUGGAGGUGUAACUAGGCUUUUCAAAGAGAUGGCGAUCAAUACGACUAACUUUCCUGCGUUGGAAAGCUUGACGCUUCCCUUUUUCCCUGAUGGGACACUACCAGUGUUUUGUCCGAAAGCGUUGCUGGGUGCUAUCCAAAUGUUAUUGACAGGUAAAUUUUCAGAACAAUUUACCAGAUACGAAUUAUCAUUUCAAG
Molecule: messenger RNA, 637 nt
Organism: Acaulospora colombiana
Lineage: Eukaryota; Fungi; Glomeromycota; Glomeromycetes; Diversisporales; Acaulosporaceae
Source: the annotation of a GenBank genome assembly